Molecule: messenger RNA, 1467 nt
Organism: Wallemia mellicola CBS 633.66
Lineage: Eukaryota; Fungi; Basidiomycota; Wallemiomycetes; Wallemiales; Wallemiaceae
Product: checkpoint protein Rad24
Exons: 3
Coding region: 1-1467 (488 amino acids)
Biological process (GO): DNA damage checkpoint signaling; mitotic DNA replication checkpoint signaling; DNA repair
Molecular function (GO): chromatin binding
Source: RefSeq, a predicted model, not a curated record
AUGUGGUCAGAAUUUUACGCGCCUAGUAAGGUAUCUGAGCUUGCCGUACAUUCACGCAAAGUUGGCGAUUUGAGACAUUGGUUAGAAGAGUCAUUUAGUGAUACGAAGUUGAGUAAAUAUAGAAAGCUGUUAGUAUUAACAGGUACAGCUGGAUGUGGGAAGUCAACAGCUGUUAAACUCCUCGCGAAAGAGAUGAACGUCGAUGUGAUAGAAUACCUCAAUGAGUCGACUUAUAAGUAUUCCAACGAAGAUGAAUAUGGCGAGAGUACAAGCAAGCGUUUCUCAAACUUCCUAGGUAAAUCAGCAACAUAUAAACCCUUAUCGUUCGACAAUGAGAGAAGCAAUAAGCAAUUAAUUUUAGUUGAAGAUCUACCAAAUGUUUUAGAGUAUACCACACGUGAAGCAAGCCACGAUGCACUCCGUGGUCAUUGUCUGGAUGGACGAACACCGAAUGUCCCUAUUGUUAUUAUCGUCUCAGAUUCUGGCGUGAGAGGAACAGGUGGAAAUGCUGACGAGAUGGUUCAAACUACGAACAGAGAUGUUGUUGACGCUAGAACGGUUGUCCCUCGAGAUAUCCUUGAUGGUCCAUUUUGCACGACAAUCCACUUCAAUCCGAUCGCACGAACCUUCUUAAAGAAACAUCUAAAUGCCCUGCUUGAUCGGCACAGAGAUGAUAACCCAUACGGCAGCUUUAAGAGACCCCACGAUGAAGCCAUUGAUGUGAUAAUAGAUACCGCUAGUGGUGACAUCCGGUCUGCUAUCAAUACACUCCAGCUCGCAUCCCAGAUGGCCUUGCCAGGAAGUCUGUCUACAGGUGGACACAAGCGAAAAGCUAAACCUUUGUCAAAGAGUACGCGCGUUGAUAUGGAAAAAACUCUAGAUGUCUUGGCCAGGAGAGAAGUAUCUCUCAAUUUGUUCCACUCGCUUGCGAAAGUUCUUCGUAAUAAGCGACAUGGCUUUGAUGAUGAAGAUAAAGUUUGUUCAUGUGAAGAUCUUCCUCAUGUUUCACUACCGGAGCAUCUCGAAUAUAAGCGCAGAGCGCCUUCUCAUGUCCACCCCACGAGGUUAUAUGAAGAUAUACCGGUUGAUGUCGAGACGUAUUUGCUGUUCUUAUCGCAUAAUUACCCAGCAUUCAACCAGGAUUGUGAUGAUGCAGCUGUUGUUGCUGAUGCCCUUUCUUGGUCUGAUUCGACAUCUAUAGGAUAUAAUGAUUCAAAACAACUUUCUGCAAGUGUGUUUGAAUAUGUCAUCAGAAAAACCCUACACGCGUUACCAUGUCCGUCAAUCAAACGAGGACAGAAGAUACGCAAACCAGCUUUCUUCUUCGCUGAGAAAGAGCGGCGGAAUGGAAUUGAGAGUAUUAAACAAAAUUCCCGACUUGCAGUAACGAUACAUGGGCAGGUAGAUACAAAUGCCAUCAUAGUUGAUACUCUACCCAUGCUAUCGAGAAUUUGGGAACGUGAGUGA